Rangifer tarandus platyrhynchus (Svalbard reindeer) is the source of this 1629-nucleotide messenger RNA. Lineage: Eukaryota; Metazoa; Chordata; Mammalia; Artiodactyla; Cervidae. The record is from the annotation of a GenBank genome assembly.
AUGGGCAGGCUUAAAUCCACAAAGGCUGAAGCUGUCAUUCACGGCAGACGCAAAGGGGAGAUAAUGAUCAAGCUGGGACUCCACAGGCACUGGCCGGAGCUGUGGUCACAGAGCCCAAUGCUGGAUGGCCAAGCCCCGACAGAGGCUCAGGAUGCAGAGGAUGGUCCAGGAUCUUCAGAGCCAGGAGACCCGCUACGGAGGCCUGAGACCCAGCAGCAACCCAACUCUGGGGCAGGGCACUGGUGUGUCGGGUGGCGCGGCUGGGCGGUGCUGGGAGCCCUGGGGCUGCUGGCUGGUGCAGGCGUCAGCUCCUGGCUUCUAGUGCUGUAUCUGUGGCCAGCUGCCUCUCAGCCCACUCCUGGAACCCUGCAGGAUGAGAUGAAUUUGAACUGCUCUGAGGCCAGCAGUGAGGAAGCCCUGCUCCCCUCGAUUCCCAGAACAGUUUCUUUCAGAAUAAACACUUCUGAGGACUUCUUGCUGGAAGUACAGCUGAGGGCCCGGCCAGACUGGCUGCUGGUCUGCUCCGAGGGCUGGAGCUCUGCCCUGGGGGCGCGGGUCUGCAGGAGCCUCGGACAUCUCAGACUCACUCACCACAAGGCAGUGAACCUGUCUGACAUCAGGCUCAACAGUUCCAGGGAGUUCGCUCAGCUCUCUCCUGGACUGGAAGGCUUCCUGGAGGAGGUGUGGCAGCCUAGUUUCAGGCUGUCCCGUCUGUCCAGGUGGCGAGUCCAUGCGGGGCUGGUCAGCCACAGCACGGUCAGGCCACACCAAGGGGCUGCGGUGGAGCAGAUCAUCACCCACCCUCUGUACAGAGCCCAGAACCAUGACUAUGAUGUGGCCCUCCUGUGGCUCCGCACCCCACUGCACUUCUCAGACACCGUGGGCGCCCUAUGCUUGCUGGCAGAAGAGCAGGAUUUUCCGAGGGGCUCGGAAUGCUGGGUGUCUGGCUGGGGCCACACUGACCCCAGCCACAGUAACUCCGACGUGCUCCAGAACGCCGUGAUGCCCCUGCUCAGCACCCAGCUCUGCAACAGCUCUUGCGUGUACAGCGGGGCCCUGACGCCCUGCAUGCUGUGUGCCGGCUACCUCGACGGGAGGGCGGAUGCGUGCCAGGGGGACAGCGGGGGUCCCCUGGUGUGUCUGGACGAGGGCACGUGGCGCCUGGUGGGGGUGGUCAGCUGGGGACACGGCUGCGCAGAACCCAGCCACCCCGGAGUCUACGCCAAGGUUGCCGAGUUCCUGGACUGGAUUCAGGACAGCGAGGGGCAGUACCUUUUUCCUCCUCACAAGCUGGUAUUUCUGUGCACAUCAGAAAGCAAUCGGCAUUAUACACAGAUCAGAGAUGAGUGUUGCAGCAGCCUGCAUGUAAUGAGGUUCGGGGAGCGGGGCAUGCCCCCGACAGCCGGCCAAGAGGUCUGCGCUCACCAUGGACCCUGGGGCCCGGCCGGGGGCGUCUCCACCCUCGCUCAGCACCUGUGCUUCCUUUGUGUUCCUAUCGGAACCCCGGUCCCUUGGGCCCCUCAGCCUCCCUGCGGUUCAGCGCUGCCUCAGGGAAGGCUGCCAGCCCCACUGGAAUGCAGAGGCUGCCCGGAGACGGAGACGGGCCGAGGCAGGGGAGGGAAGGAGUAG